This is a messenger RNA of Tachysurus vachellii, 2370 nucleotides long. RefSeq names its product gastrula zinc finger protein XlCGF26.1-like. Bases 273 to 2048 code for a protein of 591 amino acids. NCBI's taxonomy places the organism in Eukaryota, Metazoa, Chordata, Actinopteri, Siluriformes, Bagridae. The transcript has 2 exons. The record is from RefSeq and is a predicted model, not a curated record.
UAACGUGUUCCGGUUUUAGUUGUACGAUAUUUUUUGAUCAACAAACAGGAUCCCUAAAAUGAAAACGUGUGUAAAUUAAAAGCUUUGUAUUAAUGGAGUGUAACGGAAACUGGACGGAUUCUGUGCGUCGAAUAGAAACACGAGGGUCUAUUGCUGGGAAGAGCUUUAGUGAGAGGGGAAGAAAAAGAAAUAUCUGCUCUUUUGCGCUUGAAUGAAACGUAAUCGUCUGGCUGUCUUCACACAAUUAAUCACCACAGAGGGAUUUGUGCAGAAUGGACAAGAACAGAAUUCACUACUGCUCAGAGUGUGGAAAGAGUUUUUUAACUCCGACUAUACUUAAAAUACACAUGCGUGUUCACACAGGAGAGAAACCAUAUUGCUGUUCACAAUGUGGAUGGAGUUUUAGACAACUAGGUCACUUAAAGACACAUCAGCGCAUUCACACAGGAGAAAAGCCAUAUCAGUGCUUAGAGUGUGGGAAAAGUUUUACAGGAUCAAGGUUUUUGAAAGACCACCAGCGCAUUCACACUGGAGAGAAGCCCUAUAGCUGCUCACACUGCGGAAAAAGUUUUACACUGUCAAGUUCUUUGUAUAAACACCUUCGCAUUCACACUGGAUUGAAGCCCUAUAGCUGUUCACACUGCGGAAAGAGUUUUACACAGUCAAAUUCUUUGAAUAAACACCUUCGCAUUCACACUGGAUUGAAGCCCUAUAGCUGUUCACACUGCGGAAAAAGUUUUACAAAUUCAAGUUCUUUGAAAAACCACCAGCACAUUCACACUGGAGAGAAGCCCUAUAGCUGCUCACACUGCGGAAAGAGUUUUACACAGUCAAGUUCUUUGAAAAACCACCAGCGCAUUCACACUGGAGAGAAGCCCUAUAGCUGCUCACACUGCGGAAAAAGUUUUACAGGAUCAAGGUUUUUGAAAGACCACCAGCACAUUCACACUGGAGAGAAGCCCUAUAGCUGCUCACACUGCGGAAAAGGUUUUACACAUUCAAGUUCUUUGUAUAAACACCUUCGCAUUCACACUGGAGAGAAGCCCUAUAGCUGCUCACACUGUGGAAAGAGUUUUACACAGUCAAAUUCUUUGAAUAAACACCUUCGCAUUCACACUGGAGAGAAGCCCUAUAGCUGUUCACACUGCGGAAAAAGUUUUACAAAUUCAAGUUCUUUGAAAAACCACCAGCGCAUUCACACUGGAGAGAAGCCCUAUAGCUGCUCACACUGCGGAAAAAGUUUUACACAGUCUAGUUCUUUGAAAAACCACCAGCGCAUUCACACUGGAGAGAAGCCCUAUAGCUGCUCACACUGUGGAACAAGUUUUACACAGUCAAGUUCUUUGAAAAACCACCAGCGCAUUCACACUGGUGAGAAGCCCUAUAGCUGCUCACACUGCUUAAAGGGUUUCACACAGUCAGAUUCUUUGAAUCAGCACCAUCGCGUUCACACUGGAUUGAAGCCCUAUAGCUGCUCACACUGCGGAAAGAGUUUUACACAGUCAAAUUCUUUGAAUAAACACCUUCGCAUUCACACUGGAGUGAAACCGUUUUACUGCUCACACUGCGGAAAAAGUUUUACACAUUCAAGUUCUUUGAAUAAACACCUUCGCAUUCACACUGGAGAGAAGCCCUAUAGCUGCUCACACUGUGGAAAGAGUUUUACAAGAUCAGAUCAUUUGGAAAAACACCUUCGCAUUCACACUGGAGAGAAGCCCUAUAGCUGCUCACACUGUGGAAAGAGUUUUACAAGAUCAGAUCAUUUGGAAAAACACCUGCUCAUUCACACUGGAGAGAAGCCCUAUAGCUGCUCACACUGCGGAAAGAGUUUUACACAGGAAAGUUCUUUGAAAAACCAUCAGCGCAUUCACACUGGAGUGAAACCGUUUUACUGCUCACACUGUGGAAAGAGUUUUACAAGAUCAGAUCAUUUGGAAAAACACCUGCUCAUUCACACUGGAGAGAAGCCCUAUAGCUGCUCACACUGUGGAAAGAGUUUUACACAGUCUAGUUCUUUGAAAAGGCACCUGCUUAUUCACACAGGAUGAAGCUAUAUGAAUGCUCACUAUGUGGGAAGAGCUUUACAAUUUCAACUUAUUUGAAAACGCACCAGCUUAUUCCCAAUGGAGAAAAAUAUAUUGCAGAUGACAAUAUGAAAAGUGUUGUAGAGAUUUAACUAAGAACAUUUAAAGGAAACAAAGAAAAUUGUUAAAAGGCAUCAGCAGAUUUAUACAAAAGUUCCCCAUGCAAAACAUAAUGGUGAAUAAUACAGAAACUGUCAAGAAAGCUUUCAGUUCAUGUGUACGUUAAUGUAACAUAAUGAAUAUAUAGGAAGGAUACAGUUUACAUUAAAAUGUUUUCCAAACCUGA